GGUACAGGACACAGAGCAGGCUUCUGGAUGAGCUACGAUCUACGCUGAGGCAACAGAAAUAAACAGAAGAGCUGAGCUAAUACUCCACAUUAUUUUAACCCGAUCUGGAAAUAACCACAAAAUAUGGUUCCUGAGUGUGCGCUUGCUUAAGUUAGAUUUAAAUCCAUGCCUCUUAAAUUCCUUUUUCUUCUUUUAAGUCGAAGUUAAUACGAUGUUAUCAUUUAUCACGUCACUUCUUCCGACUUCCUACUUCCUACCGGGAUGGUUGACUCUAGAUACAAAUCCACUGGAUAGUUUACUUCAAGGACUGAUAGGUGCAUGUGGGAUCUCUGUGCUAUGCUCCUUGUUGAGAGUGCACUUAUUUUUAGAGGAAGAGAGCUGGAGUGAUAAAAAUGAUAAAGACACAUCAAGCCAGAGGGGACCCAGUUAUCAAAGGAGAGCUAAAACUGGACUUACUGGGGUGCUCCAGUUUUUCCUUGUGACUGGGAUUCUGGCUGUAGUGGGCUCCCGUGUGGCAUCCCUGGUGGUACUAGAAUUUUGUCUUCGGGCUGUGUCUGGAUGGGUUACAGCUGGACCCGACUCCAGGAAAUUUCUACAGCAGCUGUUAGUUCAAAGCCAGUUCUCUCUGGGCUGUGCCCUAAGCUGCAGUCUGCACUUUAUCCACGAGGGGGCGGCCCAGCGCUGGCUAUGCCUGCUCCUGGCAGCAGCACUCAGCUGGUUCAUGGCUAGGCAGGCCACACGCCUGCUGCACCAUGUCAUGGCUCUGUAUAAACUCCACAGCUCACAGCGCUACUGCGGCAUUUGCAUCAGCCUCCUCACGUCAGGCCGAUGCCUGCUGCCCAUGCUGUGCAGGACUAUGAUCAUUACCUUCUCUGUGGCUGUGUUGGCCGCCGUAUCAAUCAUUAAUCAACACUUCCUCUCUGCAACGGAGGCCCUCAGGUUUUGGACACCACUGACUAUCUGUUACACACUGUUGGUGGUGUACAUGCAGGAGGAGCAGCACCGUCUGCCCGGCAGCCAGGCUGUCCUGAACACAGUGGUGGUGCGUCUCGGAGGUUUGAUGGUCCUGAUGCUGACUGUUGGACGCUGGGCCGACGUGCUCCACAUCCUAAUGUGUUUCCUGGGUGAGGCCAGCUGUCUAAUCCCCACUAAGGAUCUGCUGGAUGCAGCAUCCUCACAGGAUGAAGAGGAUUAUACAGACUACGCAAAAAGAGACUGUCGCAGACCACCAGCAAGACAGAAGGAGCAUCAGAGAUAGCAACUCAGUGAUUUCAAAAUCUAGUGGCACUUCUUUUUAAAUGGGGUUGUUUAGUGUAAGUCCUAUUAGGGCAACACCAACAAUUAAUGUUUUUGUACUUUGAAUGUAAUAACUUUUUCAAUAAAA
Molecule: messenger RNA, 1384 nt
Organism: Xiphias gladius (swordfish)
Lineage: Eukaryota; Metazoa; Chordata; Actinopteri; Istiophoriformes; Xiphiidae
Gene: tmem82
Product: transmembrane protein 82
Exons: 6
Coding region: 212-1258 (348 amino acids)
Source: RefSeq, a predicted model, not a curated record